This is a messenger RNA of Eremothecium cymbalariae DBVPG#7215, 600 nucleotides long. RefSeq names its product MIND complex subunit NNF1 (gene NNF1). NCBI's taxonomy places the organism in Eukaryota, Fungi, Ascomycota, Saccharomycetes, Saccharomycetales, Saccharomycetaceae. The transcript has a single exon. The record is from RefSeq and is a predicted model, not a curated record. Gene Ontology annotation, cellular component: MIS12/MIND type complex. The coding region runs from base 1 to 600 and encodes 199 amino acids. Gene Ontology annotation, biological process: chromosome segregation.
AUGACUGCAGAUCAUAGAAUCAGGUUCAAGAGAUUGAACCAAGUUUGUGAUAAGGCAUUAUCGCAAUCUAUUGCAAAAUUGCAAAAUUGGGAUAAGUUAUCAAGUUGUUAUCCAAGUUACAUUUCUACCAGAGAAGGUUAUAACAAUCUAAAAACGUGUCAAACUCAGGUGUGUGAGUUUUGGUCCCAACUAUGCAAGCAAGAAUUUCAAGCUAUAUUUGAAGAACGUAACGCCCAAGCGAAGUUAGACGAGUUAGAUGACUUGAUGUUGAAAGCAAAAUUAAGAUCAAAGUCUUCAAACGACGACAACUUGAAUCGUAUAAAGGUUGAAGAACUUUCACCGGAACAACUUAUCUUAGGGAACAUUGAGAGUUGCAAAUGGAUGUCAGUGAAGAAAUUGGAUGAUCGUGCCAAGACUUUAGAAAGUAUGAAUUCAGAAUUAAAAGACGAAUUAAGCCGACUCAAUGAGGCAAUAAAGAACGAGCUGGAUGACUUAGAGAAUAUCUACAACAGAUACAUGGGUAACGAUAUUGGUGGUAGAACAUCCGAGCUACGACAAGGUAUGGAAAACAUGCUAUUGGAAACGCGGGAGAACCAAUAA